Nipponia nippon (crested ibis) is the source of this 1436-nucleotide messenger RNA. The record is from RefSeq and is a predicted model, not a curated record. Lineage: Eukaryota; Metazoa; Chordata; Aves; Pelecaniformes; Threskiornithidae.
UCUGUGGAAAAGAAAAAAGAGAAAAAAUGAAGUAUGCAUUCUUAAUAUUUUUCAUGAAUUUAUUACCACAGUAUGCUGGGAAAUCUUUGAGAAGAGAUGACAGUUACCCAAAAACGUUUGAAGACAUUAAAAAUGAGAUAGCUGGCUAUACUGAUAUUGCUAAAGCUAUUAUUGAUCUUGCCGUUCAUGGAAAAGCUCAGAACAGAUCCUAUGAAAGGUUAGCAGUUUUUGCCGAUAGCAUAGGACCUAGACUCAGCGGUUCAAAAAAUUUAGAUGCAGCCAUCAAGUAUAUGUUCAGUGCCCUGCAGGAAGAUGGGCUGGAAAAUGUGCAUCUGGAGCCUGUGAAAAUACCACACUGGGAAAGAGGAGAAGAGUUUGCAAUGAUGCUGGAACCAAGGAAUCACAGCAUUGCUAUUUUGGGGCUUGGGAGCAGUGUUGCAACUCCUCCAGAAGGAAUUACGGCGGAAGUCAUAGUGGUAGCCUCUUUUGAAGAACUGCAUAAAAGAGCUCAGGAGGCCAAGGGGAAGAUUGUUGUCUACAACGAACCUUUCAUCAAUUAUGGUGAAACUGUGCGAUACAGGUCACAGGGAGCAGUGGAAGCUGCUAAAGUUGGAGCAGUGGCAUCCCUUAUUAGAUCCAUUGCUUCUUUUUCUAUUCAUAGCCCACAUACUGGGUGGCAGAAUUAUCAGCCUGAUGUGCCCCGGAUUCCCACUGCUUGCAUCUCCGUGGAAGAUGCUGAAAUGAUGUCACGGAUGUCUUUCCGGGGCACCAAGAUCGUUGUGCACCUGAAGAUGGGGGCUAAGACCUAUCCAGACUCUCCUUCCUUUAACACAGUGGCAGAGAUAGUUGGAAGCAAGUACCCAGAGCAGAUUGUAUUGGUCAGCGGACAUCUGGACAGCUGGGACGUUGGGCAGGGAGCUAUGGAUGAUGGUGGUGGAGCAUUUAUAUCAUGGGAAGCAUUAUCACUCAUUAAGGAUCUGGGACUUCGCCCAAAAAGGACUCUGCGCUUGGUGCUAUGGACGGCAGAAGAGCAAGGAGGAAUAGGUGCUGAGCAAUACUAUCAGUUGCACAAGGAAAAUAUCUCCAACUUUGAUAUCGUCAUGGAGUCUGAUGAGGGCACCUUCAAGCCAUCUGGACUGGGUUUUACUGGCAAUGCUAAAGCUCGGGACAUCGUGAAAGAGAUCAUGACACUGCUGCAGCCCAUCAAUGUUACGGAUGUUUACGAUGACGCAGAUGGAAUGGACAUCGAUUACUGGAUGAGAGACGGGGUGCCUGGUGCCAGCUUGCGUGAUGACCUCAGUAAAUACUUCUGGUUUCAUCAUUCUCAAGGGGACACGAUGACAGUUCAGGAUCCAAACCAGAUGAAUCUCUGUGCUGCUGUUUGGACUGUUGUCUCCUAUGUAAUUGCCGACAUGGAGGAAAUGUUGCCAAGGUAA